This is a messenger RNA of Darwinula stevensoni, 432 nucleotides long. The record is from the annotation of a GenBank genome assembly. NCBI's taxonomy places the organism in Eukaryota, Metazoa, Arthropoda, Ostracoda, Podocopida, Darwinulidae.
UUAAGUUUUCAUUCCUUUCAUUCCAGUCCAGCUACUACACAAGUUGAGCAUCAAAUCAACCGAGAACUCCAUUAAGCUGCUGAAGGUGAUCAAGAAUCCAGUAACUGAUUAUCUACCAGCUGGAAGCAAAAAGAUUGGUACCUCAUACCAGGCAAAGGAGUUGGUUCGACCUCGUGACCUCAUAACUCCAGGCAUGGAGGAGCCUGUUGUCUAUGUUGUUGGGGCAAUGGCUCAUGGAAAGGUGAACGUGGAUUAUACUGAGAAGGAAGUGGCCAUCAGUGAGUAUCCCUUAUCAGCUGCCCUCACAUGCACAAAGCUGUUGAAUGCUUUUGAAGAUGCUUGGGGUAUCAUGUGAGGCUGACUUUCAUAUUGUUGAUGUUUGAGGUUGGUAAACUUGACUUUUACUGAAUACACUCUUCACCUAUGCUGGGG